UCUGCCUGUCAUUCUGAAGCAGCCAAGCGGCACAUUCGCAAUGGUAGAAGGAGAUGGCUGCCACAGAAUUGCGGCACAGCACAGGAAGCAGCUGGUGGGGAGAAGGAUGACAGCAAGGUCGCCGAACGGGCGCUUCAAGUCAGGGGCACAAGCCAUCGUGAAGUGUGGCGGAGUUCUUCUGAAGAUCGAGGUCCAUGGGAAGAACAUGUUCUACUUCUUUGGGUCGAAAGCAGGCGGCAUGAUUGUCGUCCAUGUCCACUUUGGGAUGGCUGGUGCCUUUGCUGUCUACAAAGGUGAGGAGCCGGAGAUAUCAAAAAAUGUGCGUUUACGGCUUGCGACGGUGGACAGUGGCGCGCAGCUGGUGGCGCACUUGUCUGCCAUGAUCGUGAAACAUGGCAAGCCGGCGAUGUACACCAGCCUGACCGCGAAGCUUGGGGCAGACCCACUGCGUGAAGAUGCGGAUCCUGAGCAGGUGGUGGCAGCUUUUGGGUGCAACAAGCCGGUGGGCACUGUUCUGGUGGACCAAUCCGUGUGCGCGGGUGUGGGGAACAUCUAUCGCACAGAGAUCCUCUAUGAGGCGAGAAUCCAUCCUAAGCAGCCGGCCAACACCUUGACCCUGGCUGAGAUCCUGAAGCUGUGGAAUGUAGCGGUGAAGCAGAUGCAGGCCGGCUUCACGACAGGAUCCAUUUGGGGCACGAAGCGCAAUGCCUUCUGCUACGGCAAGAGAACUUCAUCCUGCGGGGGCAAGGUGAAGCAGUUCAACUUGGGUGGCCGGGCUGUUUAUGCCUGCAGCAAGCGCCAGCAGCUGGAUUCCAAGAAAGCAGCAGCCACGAAGCUUCGGCGCCCUGGAACUUCUCACUUGGACAGCUUUGUCGCAGCUGUGAAGGCCGAGGCCAAGAAGCGCCGCACGGGCGAAGGCCUCGGAGUGCAGCACGUGGCCCUCAAAGACGACGCCACGAGGGCCGCACAAUUGGCAGCCAAGAAGAGGCCUAGUGCACGAAGAUGAUGUCAAGUGACGUAGCCCUUGCCAUGUGCCGUCGACUUUGUCCAAGAUUUGCCUUUUGCAAGUCCUGACAGAGAAGUUCUCCCUCGCUGAGGGGUUUUCCCUUGCUCAGAGCGAGGCGAUUUUGUCUUUAGGGCCGGCGCAUGGCACUCGGAAGGGCAAGAGUCCCUGCAGACGCCCGGUGAAGUCCGAAAGCCUC
Molecule: messenger RNA, 1202 nt
Organism: Effrenium voratum
Lineage: Eukaryota; Dinophyceae; Suessiales; Symbiodiniaceae
Source: the annotation of a GenBank genome assembly